AUGUCAGUAAGUGCAGUGACAGGAGGAGGAAGCAGUGGUGUGUUUGAAGCUGUACAAAGGGGAGACAGUGAUCAGGUCUUACAGUUAAUUCAGCAUGACAGGACAGUCCUGAAACAGAAAGGUUGGGGUGGAUUUACUGCCCUCCAUUUCUCUGCUCUUCAUGGCAAUCGGUCCAUGAUUGAACUUCUCCUGAACAGUGGUGCCAACCCCAAUAUACCUUGUGAUGCUGGACAAACCCCCUUUCACUUUGCCUGCCGAAAGGGCAAUGUUAGCAUCAUGCACAAAAUGCUGCAGCAUGGAGCGGACUUGCGCAUUGUGGAUCAGCUGGGAAAAACAUCACUGCAUCAUGCUGUCACUGGAGGAAGCAUUGUUGCCAUACAAUAUCUCUGGGAGACGAUGAUGUUCAGAUUUUCGGAUGCUGAUAACUUUCUGAUCACUCCACUACACAUGGCAGCUUUCACUGGAAAUGCAGAUGUGGUCAGGUACCUUCUACGAGGAAAUAGAUGUGCAGUAGAUGCAGUUGACCAUCAGGGGGCAACAGCGCUGCAUGUAGCAGCAGAGAAUGGCUCUCUUGAAGUGUGUCGGCUCUUACUGCAGAGUGCUGGGUUCCAGAUUUUACACAUAAAAAACCACACUGGUCUCACACCUCUAGACCUGUGUAGUCGUGGAACUACUUUUAGACAUAAGCAGCUCACUAAAAUGUUGAAACUGUUCAUCAAUAAACCACGGCAUGAGAAGCCCAGGGAUUCAUACGUAAUGUACUACUGGACCCUUUUGUUGCCCAGUGUCAGUGGGGCAGUGGUGCUGCUUAUAGCAUCAGCACUUGGACAAUAUGGAGGCAUAUUUUGUGGUCUACUCUUCCCUUUGCUGGCAAAAGUCACCUUGUCGCAGUAUCACAGAAUGAGUAACUAUCAGAGGUUACCGAAUCCCAUCUAUCUUGGAAUCUUAACUGCCGGCAUAAUUCAUUCUGUAAUCUGUUUUUACUAUAAGAUUCUGCCUAGUAUUUGGCCGGCUCAGUCUCUUCUGCAUGUUUCACUGCUUCAUUUCUCUGUGGUUCUUUGGCUUUUCUGGAAGGUUCUAACACAGGAUCCAGGGCGACUGCAGGCAGAUGACGCAGAUUCCAGAUAUUCUACUAUAGCAGACUUGGUGGAGGCGAAUCAGAAUCCCAGUCAUUUCUGCAUUUACUGUGAGCUGUUCCAAGUGGACAACUGUAAGCACUGUCGUCUGUGUGACUUUUGUGUCAUGGAUUACGACCACCACUGCCUCUUCCUGAACCAAUGCGUGGGUCGGAACAACCACCGUGUCUUUGUACUUCUCAUCCUGGCCUUGCUGCUGGCGCAGUUCAUCUUCAGCAGCACAGCUGGAUACUACCUGUACUGGACGAUGAAGCAGGAGGAGAGCAGGAGUUCAGUAGCAGCGAGGGAGGCGUGGGUACUUGUGCUUCUCAUAUUAAACACGUUUGCCUUCCUCUGGGAGGCCUGGCUGCUCUCUGAGCAGUUUGAUGCCGUAUCCACUGGAACCACAAUGUACUUUAGGCAGUGUCGCCAUAAGAAACCCUCUUGGGGCAAACGCUGGGCUACGGCUCUUUCGUUUCUGUUUGAAGGAAAGAGUUUUAGAGGCCUUCAUCUUAAAACUGUUGAUCUGUGAUAAAAUAAUUCAUUUUAUUUGUUAAGAGAUUUCGUUGGGUGAAACUUGACUUAAAGAAUUUAAAGUAAAUAAUAAUGCUUUUCAUUUUGUGAUAUAAAAAGAUUUUUUUAUAUCUGUUUAAUACAUCACUGUUUAUG
Molecule: messenger RNA, 1784 nt
Organism: Trichomycterus rosablanca
Lineage: Eukaryota; Metazoa; Chordata; Actinopteri; Siluriformes; Trichomycteridae
Exons: 10
Coding region: 1-1647 (548 amino acids)
Molecular function (GO): palmitoyltransferase activity; protein binding
Source: RefSeq, a predicted model, not a curated record